AAAACAACGAGUCACGCAGACGCGAAUCAUCAUCUUACCAAGUACCAACGUCAAUUUGCAAAGCAUACCAUUUCAUCAGGGUAGACGACGCUGUCGUUUUCUCUAUUCAACCGACGACAAACACGAUACUUAUCCCGAUCACGAAUUCACCGCACAAGCCAACUUAAACCGAACCCUAACCCCACGAUUCCUCUGGUUUUCCAAUUAAACAAUUAACCUUCAUUUACUGCUUUCAAGUUUUUGUUAUUUUGCUCUGGAUCAAACCCUGUGCCAGCAAGCAUCUGCGAAUUUCAACACCUGUGCUCUGUUUUUGCCUCAGUAGGCAAAUGGGUGCUUUGUUUAGUUCGCAGAAGCCGAUGAGCAAAGAAGAGAUGGAAACAGCGUUGAAUAAGGCUAAGGAGAUAGCAUCCUCCGCCCCUGCCAUUGUCUUCAGUAAGACUUACUGUGGUUACUGCAAUCGGGUCAAAGAUCUCCUGAAACAGCUAGGAGCAGCCUACAAAGUCAUUGAAUUGGACACUGAAAGUGAUGGAGGUGAUAUUCAAUCAGCUUUAGCUCAGUGGACAGGGCUUAGGACUGUGCCUAACGUAUUUAUUGGAGGAAAGCACAUUGGUGGCUGUGACACUGUUUUGGGGAAACACAGCGCAGGCCAACUUGUUCCACUUCUCAAUGAUGCUGGGGCAAUUGCCAAUAACUCUGCUCAGCUCUGAAUAGCCACAGGAUAUUUUCUUAAGAAAGAUGAAAUAAUGAGAAAAUAUAUGCUACAAUAUCUGGCAUUACUAAUACUUUGUAUGAGUAUAAGGUGCAACAAGCAUGUCUAAUGUACCCCAAUUAUGUGAGAGAGGAUCAUGUUAUUACCAUCAUGAAUGUGUAUUAAAACAUAAAAUUAUGUGU
Abrus precatorius (Indian licorice) is the source of this 891-nucleotide messenger RNA. RefSeq names its product glutaredoxin. The coding region runs from base 327 to 707 and encodes 126 amino acids. The record is from RefSeq and is a predicted model, not a curated record. Gene Ontology annotation, molecular function: glutathione disulfide oxidoreductase activity. NCBI's taxonomy places the organism in Eukaryota, Viridiplantae, Streptophyta, Magnoliopsida, Fabales, Fabaceae. Gene Ontology annotation, biological process: cellular response to oxidative stress. Gene Ontology annotation, cellular component: cytoplasm. The transcript has 5 exons.